Molecule: messenger RNA, 7124 nt
Organism: Leucoraja erinaceus (little skate)
Lineage: Eukaryota; Metazoa; Chordata; Chondrichthyes; Rajiformes; Rajidae
Product: sodium/myo-inositol cotransporter-like
Exons: 9
Coding region: 752-2899 (715 amino acids)
Biological process (GO): myo-inositol transport; inositol metabolic process; transmembrane transport
Cellular component (GO): plasma membrane
Molecular function (GO): D-glucose:sodium symporter activity
Source: RefSeq, a predicted model, not a curated record
GGCCGCCCGCCUCUUUCUCCGCCCAGUCAGCGUGUUGAUGUGUCUGGGAGGGUUGUGCUCUCGAGCUCGCUCUCUCUCUCUCUGUGUCAGUGUGUGAGUCUGGAGGUGUUUGUUUUUGGCGCUGCAUCCGUCAACAUUUCUUUUUCACACCCCCCUGCCCCCCCAUCCACGGUCCCCCCACCGAAUUGCAAGCAGCUGAGGAAAAAGGAAAAAAAAAGGGGGAAAGAGGGAAGAUCCCGCGGCUUUAGUGGCGGGUUGUGUGCCUGACUGACUGAAACUGACUGCAUUCUUUGCAAAAAAAAGUUGAUCCUGAGACUGACCCAUUUUCCAUAGCUGAACUGCAGUGCUCACUUUUCAAAAACUGCUGAUAACUAAGAUGAGUCUAGUCUAAAUUGGAAUCUUUGGAAUUUGGUAUCAUCGAAGAAAUGGUUGUAACUCUAUUCCUCACUAGACCUGUCAGCAUCAGCUAAGAAAUUCAACACCAACAAAUUAAGCACUGGCAGUCUUGUGGAAUGCUACUAUAAAGAGCAUGAGAAAUAGUCAGAAGUGAAGUUAACAAGAUAAUAGUAGUUGCCAUCCCAAUAUCUGUACAACUGGAAUCCCAUAAUUUCGAUCAGGGCAGAAACCAAAGGACAAAGUAUUUUGCCAUUCUGUAUUGUUCAUUCUCCCCCUUUUCAUUUGUCGCUGUCAACAGGAUUGGUCAUUGUCUUAAUAACGUUUGUGGACUGAAUUACAUCUGUAUUGUAACAAAAUGUUUGGUUUUAUGGAACCAGCUGAUUUAGCUGUUGUAGGACUUUAUUUUGUUCUUGUAUUGAGCAUUGGAUUUUUUGUAAUGUGGAAAUCCAACAGAAGUACCGUGAGUGGGUACUUUCUUGCAGGACGCUCCAUGACCUGGGUGGCAGUAGGUGCUUCAUUGUUUGUGAGCAAUAUUGGGAGUGAACACUUUAUUGGUUUAGCAGGAUCUGGAGCAGCCAGUGGUUUUGCAGUGGGAGCUUGGGAGUUCAAUGCAAUGUUACUUUUGCAGGUAUUAGGUUGGGUCUUCAUCCCAGUCUAUAUUAGAUCUGGUGUUUAUACCAUGCCACAAUACCUUUCCAAACGUUAUGGUGGUAAUAGAAUAAAAAUUUAUUUUGCUUUCUUGUCCUUGCUACUGUAUGUCUUUACAAAGCUUUCUGUUGAUUUGUAUGCCGGAGCACUGUUCAUCCGAGCAUCACUGGGUUGGGAUCUAUAUCUCUCUAUCAUCAUUUUGAUUGCAUUGACUGCAGUGUUAACUGUCACAGGAGGACUUGUGGCUGUCAUCUACACAGAUGUUCUACAGGCCAUUCUUAUGAUUGGUGGAGCUUUAACACUGAUGGUUGUCGGUAUGGUCAAGGUUGGAGGUUUUGAGGAAAUGAGACGAAAAUACAUGCUCGCCUCACCAAAUGUUACUGGAAUCAUUGCUUCCUUCAAUCUAAGUUCUACGAACACUUGCCGUAUCCACCCAAAAGAAGAUUCUCUGAAGAUGCUGCGUGAACCAACUGAUGAGGAUAUUCCUUGGCCUGGUUUUCUGUUGGGUCAAACGCCAGCCUCUGUUUGGUAUUGGUGCGCUGAUCAAGUCAUUGUGCAACGAGUCUUGGCAGCAAAGAACCUCGCUCACGCCAAAGGAGCCACUCUGAUGGCUGGUUUUCUAAAGCUUUUGCCCAUGUUUAUCAUAGUCAUUCCAGGGAUGAUUUCCCGGAUUCUCUUUACCGAUGAAGUUGUUUGCAUUAAUCCAGAACACUGCAUGCAAGUAUGUGGUAGCAGUGCAGGUUGCUCAAAUAUUGCUUACCCACGCCUGGUGUUGGGAAUCUUACCUGUAGGUCUUCGUGGCCUCAUGAUGGCGGUCAUGAUUGCAGCCUUAAUGAGUGAUUUGGAUUCUAUAUUCAAUAGUGCCAGCACAAUAUUCACCCUUGACAUCUACAAGCAUCUUCGAAAGGCUGCCAGCUCUCGAGAACUUAUGAUGGUAGGUCGUUUAUUUGUAGUUUUCAUGGUGGGUAUAAGUAUUGCCUGGGUUCCUAUAAUUGUAGAGAUGCAAGGAGGACAAAUGUAUCUCUACAUCCAAGAGGUAGCAGGGUAUCUCACGCCACCUGUGGCAGCAGUGUUCCUACUUGGUAUUUUCUGGAAACGCUGUAACGAGCAGGGGGCUUUCUGUGGAGGGUUAGUUGCAUCAGUUUUGGGAAUUUCUAGAUUGAUUCUUGCUUUUGUAUAUCAUGUGCCAGAAUGUGACCAGUCUGAUACCAGACCAAGCUUUAUCAGAAACAUUCAUUACAUGUAUUUGGCAGCAGCUUUGUUUUGGAUUACCAUCAUUAUAGCAGUCAUAGUCAGUCUGCUAACUCCCCCUCCUGCCAGGGAUUUGAUUAGCACCACCACAUUCUGGGCAUUAAGAGACACAGAAAUCAUGCUACGUUGUCUUGGAGAAGAAUCUGAUAAAUUAACAGAAAAAAGUGUGGCAAAAUGUGAUGAUGAUAUCAGAUGUGCAGAGAUUUCUGAUUGUAAACAAAAAGAUGAUGAUUGUUCUCCACCAGCUGAUCGAAUAGAAUUGGUUCUUUUAAUGCCCGGACAUGGUGAUCCUAAAUCCAUGACUUUACAUUGUAAUGAAAUUCUGUCAGCAAAUGACUCUUUUGUAAAUGGCCAAACAACGCCAGUGGACCAAAUGGAUCAAAGGGAAACUGAACUGAAAAGAAAUAUGUGGUGGAGAUGUUUUGAUCAGUGUUGUGGAAUCAAAAGUUAUAGCAUGAAAAAGACAGAAAAAGAGUCUAUAGAAAGUGAAAUAGUUUGCUUACAAAUGUUGCAAGAGAGUCCCAAAGUUAAAUUGAUACUAAAUUUUGGUCUUGUUGUUGUUUGUUCUAUUGGCAUAUUUAUGUUUAUCUAUUUCUCUUUGUAAAAUGAAUGAUUUUUUUUUAAUGAUAAUAUUGUGUUCCACCUUCCCGGCCCGGAGUUGGUGAUGCUUUUUGGUCCAUUUUGGGAAAGAUAUACAAAGGAGUAAGGAUGAGGCUUUAGUAUCAGUUAAUGUCUGUCUGGUUAAAUGAAGACACAUUUAUACAUGGUGUUCAUUGAAUUAUUUGUUUUGUUUGUGGCUUGUAAAUAGUUUUAGAUACUUUGUGACAAGCAUGUAUAUAGAUAUCCUUUUCAUUUACUAAUCAUUUAUCCAUUUUCUUAUUGCCUGUUAGUUUCUGUAAUGAUGUAUUAUAUUAGGCUAGGGUGAAUUUGAAGGACAUGUUGAAGGAAUCUGAAUUGAUUUUGGGUGCAGCAGAAAUCCCAGAGCCAACAUGUAACACCGCAAAUUAUUAUUUUUUGAUAAUUAAAUCCAACCAUCCACUUGUUCAUAAAGGUUACUUUUUUUCUUGUGUUGUCAUCUAAUAGAGAAAUAGUGUUGCUGACAAUGAACUUUGAAUUAGCAGACUUACAAGAGAUUAGUAUUUGGUGAGAUGAAUGUCAAAUUGGAUUUUUGGGGGGAGGAUCAUUGGAUUAUAAUGCUUAAAAUAGAUUGUUCUGAAAGUGACAACUACUUGUGUUGAACAGGAUUUGCUUAGAACUUGCUACUUAAUUGUCAUAAUGCCUUUCUGAAAGUUCACAUCAGGUUAUAGUAAACUAACUACCUAAUUGUGUGAAUCACAAAAGUAUUAUCACUAUUAUUUGCUUUAAUUACAUCCCUACUUUUGAACUUUCCUCCUUUCUUGGGUCAUUGAUUGUGUCUUUUUUCAGCUCUGUGCCCUUGAUUCAUGGGAUUCGCUGCUUCAAUAUGACUACUACCUGUGGACGACACCACAAUAGCAUUUGCCAAAGUCUCAAAUAACACUUUGUUCUCCAGGAUUUAACUGUAGAAUUGAACAUGACUCGGAACUGAAUCAUCUUUCAUUUCCUCUACCUUGGUACCAACCUAACCAAAUCAAACACAAUCAGCACAGAUUCAAAAGGUUCUAUUCCAGUAUUUACAUGAUCCAGGGCAAAUAUAUGUGGAGACUCUGAAGCCAUACCAGGAAGUGCUUUGAAAUCCAAGCUACUCAUUAAAAUUUUAAGACCAGGAAACACAAACCAAUCACAAUCCUCUGACACAAAACAAUUAAACACAAUUUCCAUUGUGGAAAUUAAUUCUAUAUAUAAAAAGAUUACAUGGAACCAAGUGUUCCUGGGAAAUCAAAUACCUACAUAUUUUCAGAACCAAUAGGUGCAGCUUCCCUGGUUUUUUUGUAUCCCUUUUUAAACAUUCCAUUCAGGAUUAAAACCAGUAUAGACUAGUAUCAUCUCUAUCACUAUUACUCCAUGCACAAAUAUAAUUGCUCUUACAAUUGGAUGCCCAGAAACUCUGCCAUUAACCAUCUGAUGUCCAUAUCAUGACAGUUUAGUUGAUUUUUCCAACAGCAAUUUACAAUUUUUAAUACAUUUUAUGAUUGAUCCACUUUGCAUUUAGUUAGCACUUUACAGGAUUGUUGAGAAACUGGCAUUCUGUCACCUGAGCAAACCUUUAUGAAUAGAUAUUUAGCUGUUACUUCUCCAUUUUUCGCUCAUUCUGACAUUAAUGAACCACAGUACAUUGGACCAUUUGUCUUAAGGCUACACAUUCCUGUGAAAAAUUGCUGCUUUCGUUUUGCGCUGCCUCUAUGGAGGUUUGCAUUAUCCAGAGCUGAUUUAGAAGCAGACUAUAUAUGGUGCGUUGAUGCACAAAAGGAACAACAAUAACACAAAGAGUUGAUGGUGAGUGGGAAAUUGGCCGUGACAUGUUUCGUUGAGGUAGCCUGCUGAACUCGACUGAAAUAAUUGAAAACCUUCACUUGGAUGAGAUAGAACAAUGGUGCAUCUAACUUGUGGAACCAUAUCUACUGUUUGGAAUUAAUCUCUCUGGAAGCGACAAGGAGGGACAAAUUUGACAGGGAAAUGAAGGUACAUCGUAAACGAAGAAUCAUUUGUCAAGAUCCAUCUUUUAAAAAGAGAAUGUGUACACAGUCUGAAGGUUCCCAUUUGAAGCAUCUGGCAUCCAGGAAUUGAAUGGAAUAAAGUGAAUAUUGGUUUAUAAAACAAUUUGAAAAUCCCAUCUAAGGUAGUUUAUCCUCCUUGCCCCAGCCUAGUGGCCAUGAAAUUUUACAUGAUAACUUAUUCAAAAUUAUGUCCAAAUAUGUCAACUUGGUGUUCAGCAGGUGCAUUGAGUUCUGUUUAUUUAUUUUCUAUAUAAAUGGUACAAUACAAAUGCCCUCUAAAUUAAAGAUAAUUUCAUCCCAUAUUGUCUGUAAUAGACAGUAUAAAAAUGUGAUCAUUAGACUGCAUGCACCAUUUGUUACAUUCCACCUUUUACAUUAGCAAGAGGGCUGAGUGCAGCCUGACUUGUCAUCGCAGUUGAGGAUUCAAACUCCUGCCAGGAAAAAGUGCAUUAUAUUUAGACAUAAUUUUGGACACACAAUAGUUUUAUAAUAGUAGAAAUAUCAUCUGAAAUUGAUAUGUCUUGUACAUCACCAAGAUUUAUACACUUCAUAUUAUAGCAUUGAAUUACCACUUUUAUGUUUGAAGUAAUUCCUUGAUAGUAUGGAAUAUUGUGGUGCUGGAUAAGGCAGAUCAGUUUCAAUGUUGCCUAAACAUUGCAAGCAUUUCUACACUUUUAAAACUAUCAUCUUCUUAAAUUAUAUUUAAACAUAUUAAGUUAGUGAAUGGCAACAGAAGUGUCACAUUUUGCUCUACAGGAUUUUUUUUCCACACACACACGUGACAGGUGAUACCUCAAUUCAGACCACUUCUAAAAUGCAUUCCAACAUGAAGUGGUUGAACAAUUUGGUGAGGGGAGGGGGAAUACUAUUAAAAGCUAUGAUCUCUUAAUUGAAAUUUUAGGGUUAAAGGGUUGAAUCUUUAUAAAUCUGGCUCAAAACAUUCCACAAACGUGUUUCCAUUGUGAACACAUCUUUAAGAACUUGAGCCAGUUACAAAAUACUUUUUUCUGUAUUUAUUCUGACUGGUAUCCACUCAGAUUUGAUGAGUCUUUUUGUAAAAACAUAAGACAUUUUGAUAGCAAACAAGUUCAAAUUAAAACUCGUUAAACUCAAAAGGAAAUGCAGAUUUUAACUAAUUGAAUUUUUCAAAAUUUACGUGGAAAAGUGAGAAUCAUCAGUUCCUUGGCUGAUUUUAAUUUUAAAGAUUAAUAGGAAAAUCUUUGGAGAGCACAGCCCAACUAUGUGGCAUAUUAGGGAAUGACAAUCUCUUAAUAAAAGGUUAUGGGGUGUAGCAACAGUAUGCCCAAUAAUUUGAGUAAAUGAAAUAAUUUUAACUUCACUUGGGUGUUUGUGUGUGUGAGAGAGUCUCGGAGAGAGUGUACGAUUUUCCUAAGUAAUUGCUUCACAUAUGAUCAAGAAUGGGAGCCUCCAGAGAAAGUACAUCCAGACCUUUUUUUUAAAAAUUAAAGUAUGUAUUGUGAAAUUCCACGUAACGUGGAUGGAACAGCAUUCAAGAAUAAUGUUCAUACUCGUGCAGUUUACAUAGAUAUGUGAACCUGAAAACUUUGUAAACAUAAAAGUGCUGAUACUUUAACAUUUUCUUGCUGUUUCAAUGUUAUUCUUGAAGUAUUUUGUUUUGCUGAACUAUAAACUAAUAAAGUUCAAGUUACAUAUUGAAAUAUUGUUUAUAAUUCUUUUAACAAGUAACGUGGAUUUUUAAAAGUUUAGAGUGCCACACUAGCAAUGUAAAAAACUGCAAAAGUUGAUUAAAAACUAGCUGCAAGGUGCUUGUUUGUAUUUCCAGAAAUCGUAUUAUGCCAAAUUCACAGUGGUAGCUUUAGGUAGCCUAAUGAUUUGAUGUAUUGAGUGUUCAAAGUCUCCUAGGAACUUGUUGGAUGUAGAAUCAAUUUCUAAAUUACUGCCAUUACUUCAACUUUCACAGCCUUUACUACCAGAACUUCAACCAUGAUCGGAAUAUAGACCUAUAAACUCUUGAGUCAAAUGUAUGAGAGUUUGUAUUCAGGAAUUAAUAUAACAAGUAUAAUGUAAUAUAAUCAGAAAAGAGCUAGUCCUAUUAAUCACAAAGAACAUCGGGGACAGGAAAUAUCAGCAAAAUAUUAAAAUUGGCAGGACGGAGGAAAAGGAUGAGGCUACUCUAUUUGUAGUAUAGAGCUCAUGUAACUUUUGAAAGAA